CUCUCUCACACACACACACACACUGUCGCACAUAGCACACUCUAAUGGCCGAGGCAGAGAAGAAGGAGGAGGAGGCCGAGAAAGUUAUAUUGCAAAUCGGCAAACAACUCGCCAGCUCAAAAACUUGCCCGAACAAAAGCACGCUCGUCAAAUUGCUCAAGCAAGCUGCAAGUGCUUUUUCAGAGAUGAAACAGUCUGAGGUACAGCAGGCUUCAAGUUCUUUCCAGGAGCUGAAGCAGUCAGAGUCACUAAAAUUUUCAGUAAAGCCAAUUAGUGAUUCUCUCAUCAAGCAUGGCCUACUUGACCAUAAAGAUAGAGACAUUAGAAUCCUUGUCGGCAUCUGUCUCUGCGAAAUUAUAAGGGUGCUGGCACCGAAUCCUGAUUUUAGCCCUGCAGUUUUUAGGGACAUCUUUAGAUUUCUUUUAAGCAUAUUUGAGGAGCUUGAUGACAUUGCCAGUCCGUAUUUCUUGAGGAGGGCCAAAUUAUUGGAGACUGUUGCUAAACUGCAGUUUUGUCUGGUAAUGCUAGAUACUGGAUGUGAGGAUUUGGUUCUGAAAAUGUUCAAAAGCUUCUUCAGUGUUGUGAGGGAGGAUCAUCCUCAAAGUUUGAUUAAUUCAAUGUCAUCAAUAAUAACAAGCAUUUUGGAGGAUGGUCACGAUCCUCUUGAAAGUAAUCCAUCUCAUUCACUCAUAGAUGUGAUUUUGCAGAAUAUCAUCAAGGAAAGGAAGUGUAUAGGAUCUGCUUCUCAUCAACUUGCUGUCGCUGUCAUGCAAAACUGUGGUGAAAAGUUGGAGCGCAGUUUAUGUCAGUUCCUGAAAUCAUGCAUAUUGGGAAGAGAUGCUGUUCGGAGUGUGGUUAAAGAAUCUUACCAUGAGAUCAUAAUUGAAAUAUACAGAAUUUCUCCACAAUUGCUCCUCUCAGUUAUACCUUCUCUGACUCAUGAAUUAAUGACUGAUCAGGUUGAUGUCCGCAUUAAAGCUAUUAAUUUAAUCAGAAAGCUCCUAUCAAUGCAUGGGCAUCAGUUUGCACGGGAUUAUCCACAUGUCUACUGUGAAUUGCUGAAUAGAUUCUCUGAUAAAUCUGCGGGAGUCAGACUUAUUGCUCUUUCAUGUGCUAAAGAUAUGCACACGACUAAUCUUUCAGUGAAAGAAUCACCUAAGAUACUCUCUGCCAUUCAGGAUCGACUAUUAGAUCAUGAUGACAAAGUCAGAGUCGAAGCAGUGAAUGUGGUGUGUCAACUAGCUAUGGCUAACUUAAACCUGUUCACAGGCUUAAUAAAUGAAGCAUCUAAAAGGCUUCGUGAUAAGAAGGUCUUUGUCAGAAGCAAAGCCUUGCAGAAGUUGGUAGAACUGUACCAGAAAUAUUGCACAAGGUGUGCAGAAGACAUCACUUUGCUCAAUGAACAUAUGGAGGAUAUUCCUUGCAAAGUUUUGAUGCUUUGCUAUGAGAAAGACUGUCAGGAGUUCAGGCCUCAAAGCAUGGAGCUUGUUCUGGCUGAUUUAUUCCCUGCUUCUCUUUCAAUUGAAGAAAGAACAAGGCACUGGAUAAUUAUAUUUUCCCUCUUCAAGCAACCCCAUCUUAAGGCACUGAAAAUUAUUCUCUCUCAUAAACGAAGGUUACGAGAUGGGCUUAAAGAUUUCCUGGAUCUCUGGACUGGAGUGGAGGAUAAUGGUUCAGAACAAGCCAAAAAGAAAAUAGAGUCAUUGGUUAUGAAGAUGUCUUCAUGCUUUCCUGAUCCUGCUAAAGCAAAGGAUUACUUUCUGAAGUUUAAAGAACUCAAAGUUAAUGAAAUAUUUAGUGUGUUACAGCAGUUUCUGAGAAAUCAGACCCCUCUUAGUACUGAGACAAUGAAGGAUGUAUGUGAAAGAGAACUUGGUGACCAGAAAGCACUAUCUGAAUUCAUCCAUCUAGUUUACAAGAAGUGCUCAUUUAAUGUAUUUAGCUCUGAGCAUGUCCGCUACAUUUUGGAUUGUCUUUCUAAUGAUGAAACUGAAAAGAAGCACUUGAAGGAUUGUCAGGUGCAGCUUCUUUUGACAAUUAUCAGUGCCUUUCCCUUACUACUUAGAGGUUCAGAGCAGCAGUUCAAGCAUUUGUUACGUGAAAGGGAGAUUUGUUUUAAUGAACAACUGCUUGAAAUGCUAGCUGUAGAGGGAAGCCAUAUUUCUAUUAAACUCAGGGAAAAGGUCGCUCAUAUUGAAGUUGGCUCCAACAGAAUCAGUAAAAUUUAUGUAGCAGCUCAAACUGCUCUUUGCCAGUACUCAGUAAUGCGAUUCUAUGAUCUCUGCAUAUGUAGCGAUGUAUACUCUUCCUUGGAGGAGGUAUGUUUAGAAGGAACUCGCGCCCAGGCUAAAUUGGCUGUGUUUGCAAUUGCUGCAUUAGCUGGUACCGAACAGUUCAUUUUCCCAAAACUUUGCAAGACGCUCGUGGAUUCUCUACGCAAUGGACAGAAUGCUCCAACUGUUCUGCAGUCAUUGGGCUGUUUGGCACAACAUUCGCCUCCAUCAUUUGAAGACCUAGAAGAAGUGAUUACAAAUUACAUUGUUGAGAAAAUAUUUCGGCCAAAUGAUGCUCUCACUUCCAAGGAUCUUGAGAAUUUCGAUGAGGAUUCAAACUGUUGCAGUUCUUGUAAAUUGAAGAUUUUUGGGCUUAAAGCUCUUGUCAGAAGCUAUCUGCCACAUAAACAUGCACGUACUCGUCCUAUUGGUUUCUUGCUGGAUGUUAUUCAGCAGAUGCUACAAAAGCGUGGAUUUCCUGCUGGUAGUAUCCCAUGUGUACACGAUGAGGCUUUCAUAUGUGUAGCUGCGGCAAAGUCUGUCCUUAGGCUUUCAAGGAAAUGGGAUUUGCAUAUUUCACCCCAGAUAUUCCGCUUGACAAUAUCAAUGGCCAAGGAUCCUUCUCCUUGGGUGCGCAGAUCAUUUGCCAGCAAAGUACACAGGUUGUUGAAUAAACACGCCAUGCCCAGUAGAUAUGCAUGUGCCUUCUCGUUUGUUGCUUUAGAUUGCAUUGAAGAUUUGCGUAAUGCUGGAUUAAAGUACUUGGAAGAAUUUAUCAGGGAGUUUGGUAAAAGAGCUCAACUACAUGAAACCACGACCAUACAAGAAUCAGAUAAUCACCCUGCAUACCUGGUUGUGUUUUUGAUCCAUGUUAUUGCCCAUGACCCUGAUUUCCCUUCUCCAGACUGUCGAGAUGAAGAUAUAUAUGCUGAGUUUCUGAGUCCACUCUUCAUCACUGUAGAGGCCUUAGUGAAUGAAAUGUUGCUUGGUGGGAACUCGAGCAGUAAAUCCAAUGUUUCAUUGUAUUUGCGAAGUAUUUUUAAUGCAAUCAAGAAGGCAGGGGAUGCUAUCGAUGCCCAGAUGACUCCCAAGCUGCACCUUUUAGCAGCAGCUGGAAUUUCUAUUUUAGAUUCCCUUAACAUCAGUACCACCCCUGUCCCACAUACUCCUGGACUAGUUCUGCUCCCAUCAUCACUCUACACAAGCUGUCCUGAGAUGAUAGAGGCAAGUUCUGUGCUGAUNGUUAAUGCUUACCCGUUGAUUGGUAGCAAAGCCGAUGCAAUCUUUACUAAAAAAUUGGUAUCUCGCCUCAAAUUCGAGGUUUCUGGGGUGAUCGUCCAGACAGGCACAAAGCAUGGCCAACAAUCUAAUGAGACUUCUGUACGACCCAGCAGUGGUAGACCCUUGACAUCAACUUCUAAAUCUGGCGAUAAAAGUUUGCUGGUAAAUAAUAUUAAAGAGCAAAGUGUUGAGCUCCAAACUGGACACAGGGAGUUGUUUGAUCCUGAAGGACAAGGAAAGCCUGCAAAAUCCUUUCAUGUUGGAUCGCUUUUACAGAAAGAUAAGUUUUCUGGUGGAGCUAAACAUGAAGGGGAUUCCCAUGGAAAACCCACUUCGUCCGAAAAUGAAGUCAUUGGAAGUUGUUCAAGAGAAAGAGACGCGGUUGAUAAAUGUGACAGUAGUUUGGUUGGACCAUCUAAUUUGUUAAGUGACGACAACCAAGUGAAAUGUUCAACCUCCAAUGCGAUUGGUACGCAGAUUGUAAAAGGCAGUGGUGAAACGUUAGUUGGCAAGCGUAUUAAACUAUGGUCACCAAUUGAAAAAUGCUACUAUGCGGGUGUUGUGGAUGGUUUUGAUUCCACCAAAAGCACUCACCAGAUUACUUACAAGAGUGGGGAGUCUGACAUUCUAAGCUUGGACAGUGAGACUUGGGAAAUUGAUAUGGAUGAUCUCCAAGCACAAUAUUGUGGCGAUACUAAUCCUAAUUCUCAAGCUGAACCUUUGGAAUCAAAACAAGAGAAGAACUUGCCAAAGAAAAGACAAAACUGCAUAAAAAAGAUUUCUCAGCCCGUUAAAAGAGCUAAGAGGAAUGAAGAGGCUCUUGGCACUUCGAUAUCCAAAGGCAUGGAUAUGAAUGGGAACAAUGGACUACGAAGAAGUUAAAGACAUAACAAAGUUUGACGUGUAGUGCUUAUUUAUUAUCUUUGUUCUGUGAACACAGAACAGACGUAUGUUUAUUAUAACAGACUACCAGUUUAAAGCCUCUGCUUCACAUGUACAAAUUACAAAAACUACCCCGGGUUUUGGGAGUAAUUCCAAAGAAUGUUAUAUAAUUGAAAAUUAUAUAUAAAUAAUAACUAUUAACAUAGUUUUAGCUGAAUUUAACGAGGAAAUUAUACUAAUUUUAAGUGGGAAUUGGGAUAUUCUAAUAGCAUUUUUCUCAUGUUUUUAGUUUUUUUUUAAGCUAUUUCCUUACCUUAUUAUGAUUUUGAUUUUAAACUUAAUUCUUAUUCCAUUUGAUCGCCAUCAGGGGUUGAUACAUUUAUAAAAGCUUGCAAUUAAUAUGGUUGCCAAACAAAAUGAGUUGGCACGG
Messenger RNA from Striga asiatica, 4866 nucleotides. The record is from the annotation of a GenBank genome assembly. Lineage: Eukaryota; Viridiplantae; Streptophyta; Magnoliopsida; Lamiales; Orobanchaceae.